Messenger RNA from Cucurbitaria berberidis CBS 394.84, 1490 nucleotides. Its product is annotated as palmitoyltransferase swf1. Bases 128 to 1429 code for a protein of 433 amino acids. Gene Ontology annotation, cellular component: endoplasmic reticulum; Golgi apparatus. The record is from RefSeq and is a predicted model, not a curated record. Lineage: Eukaryota; Fungi; Ascomycota; Dothideomycetes; Pleosporales; Cucurbitariaceae. The transcript is spliced from 2 exons. Gene Ontology annotation, biological process: peptidyl-L-cysteine S-palmitoylation; protein targeting to membrane. Gene Ontology annotation, molecular function: protein-cysteine S-palmitoyltransferase activity.
AUCAACUUGCUUACCAUGCACUCACUCUAUAUGACAUUCGACUGACUAUUGAGGUUUGUGGUGAUCCGCCUUCGUCUUUCUCUGUCCCGCAAUGCAGCUCGCUUGGCCAAUGUGAGCUGCUUUCAACAUGACCCUCGCCCGCAACAUCAUCGUCUUCACAGUCACCGUGUCUCUUGUCACAUUCGUAGCGUUUUUUGGACGUCUGCCGGCUUUUAGGAACACGCCCAUAGGCUUCCUGCACCGGCUCCUCAUCGUAUACAUCCCCUCGGCACUCCGCAACCUCGACCUUAAACUCACCAAUGGCCGCAUCACGAACGGGGGCUUCCGUUUGGGCCACUAUCUCAUGCAUGACAAACACCCGCUCGUUGUCAUCUUCUUCCUCGGCCUCGUGACCGCGUGCGCUUCGCUGUUUCUUCCCGCCCUUUGGCACCUACUUCGCCCGCACCAUAAGCUCCUCGUCUUCCUACUGCUACCACAGCCCUAUAUAUUCCUAUACCUGAGCGCCAAGAAGAACACCCAGACCUAUAUAAACACGCUGAACCAUGCCGAGCAGAUGCGGUACUACCCGUACGAUAGGGUGCUGUACUAUCCUGGGCAUACCUGCUCGACUUGCAAGUUCCUGAAGCCGGCAAGGAGCAAGCAUUGCAGUAUAUGCAAGACCUGUGUAUCGAGAAUGGACCACCAUUGCAUCUGGGUCAAUAAUUGCCUUGGUCGUGGCAAUUACAAGUGGUUCCUGGCCCUGUUGUUGUCUACGGCCAUCUUGAUAGCCUAUGGAGCAUACCUAGCCUAUCUUACUCUAACACCGUUGGCCGAGCGACAGUACAACAAGUAUGAGCGAUGGUACAUAUACGUACCCAAGCCAGGCUCGAACUCUUCCAGCUGGUUCACUUAUUUUGACAAGAAAGGUCAUUAUUUUCUCGCGUUCACGAGCAUUUACCUCGACGUAGGCGGUAUCCAAGCCUCAGGUGUCGGCUUGCUCGCGCUUUUGACUUGGCCUCUCCCACUCGGUCUACUUGCGUAUCACGUCUACCUCAUCUGGGCCGGGAUGACCACGAACGAAAGCGGGAAGUGGGCAGACUGGAGCGACGACAUGGCAGAUGGCGUAGUCUUCCUAGGGCAGCGGAAAGAAGACACAAUGCGUGAAAAUCGCUCGGACACCCAUAUGCAUGCUAUUCCUCUUCGCUCUGGUCGUUCUUCUUCAAGCUCCCCGAUUCCACCGGAGGACGAAGAGCCUCUUACAACAUGGCCGCUUGAGAGUAGACACGUACUCGUCCGAACACGAACCGGACAAGCACCGAAGACUCUUCCAAGUCACAUCAAACACGUUGCGAAGGAGGGAAGCUUCGAGCAAGUAUGGAGUCUCGCUGCAGUGGAGAAUGUAUAUGACUUGGGGUUCUGGGACAACCUCCAGGAGGUUCUGUUCAACUGAACUCCCAUACAUAGAUCCAAACAAUAUAAAAAUACUUGUAUUCCAAAGUGAAUCGAUUCCC